AUGCGUAAAGAAGAGGUACAAGAAAUUUUCCUACAAAUCCUGAAAGAAGAAGAAGAUGUUUCUGCCGGAGUAGCUGCAAUUCGAACUCUUCUGACAGUUAUAGAAAAUUAUAAAGUGGCUACAGUUAGAGAGUUGGAUCUGAACUUGCAACUUGCAGUGGAUGCAAUGCGACAUUGUGAUCAGCCUGUCACAGCCAUAUCAUCAAGUUGUGAACUCUUCAUGAGAUUUAUCACAUUUGCAAAAUUGGACGUAAAGUCAUUUGAAGAAUGUGAACAAAUUAUGUUGCAAAGGGGACAUAUAUUUUUGGAGACAUUACUUGAAGCAAGAGGAAAGAUUGCCAAGCAAGCUUUACCUUUUAUUAAUGAUGGUUGUAAAAUUUUAACGCAUUCCAGAUCAAGAGUAGUACUGCAAGCAAUGCUGGAAGCAGCCAAAGCAAAUAAAAGGUUUCAUGUUUAUGUCACAAUGUCAGGCCCAGACAAUACGGGAGUGCUCAUGCACAAGCAACUGUUGGCCGGCGGGGUGGACGCAACCCUGAUAUUGGACGCAGCGAUCGGCUACAUAAUGGAGCAGGUGGACAUUGUGAUGCUCGGCGCCGAGGGGGUCACGGAGAGCGGCGGCAUCAUUAACAAGAUCGGGACAUACGGCCUAGCGAUGUCCGCGUUGGAACUCAAGAAGCCUGUGCACGUGCUGACGGAGAGCUUCAAGUUCUCGAGAAUAUAUCCACUGAACCAGCAAGAUUUGCCCAACGAGUUCAAAUACUUAUCCGGCGUGCUGAAAAGCGGGAGGGAUCUAUCCGAGGAGCAUCCACUCGUCGACUACACCCCCCCGGCGUAUAUCACGUUGCUCUUCACCGACCUUGGCAUCCUCACGCCGUCUGCAGUGAGCGACGAAUUAAUAAAACUGUAUUUA
Messenger RNA from Iphiclides podalirius (scarce swallowtail), 909 nucleotides. The record is from the annotation of a GenBank genome assembly. Lineage: Eukaryota; Metazoa; Arthropoda; Insecta; Lepidoptera; Papilionidae.